GUUUCAUUUUCAUCCAGCCACACCCUUUCCAAGAAAUGAAAGUUUUUGUAAUUUGAAAAGUCAGAGCAAAUUUUUACUGCCAGUGGAUCAACAUCCAUUAAGGUAACGUGUUCUGUUUUUUACGUUAAGUAAAUACACUUUAAUCACCUUUUUUUAGAAACCGAGAGACAAAAACAACAUUCGAGAAGACGUAAGGACAACAUCUAACAAGAUGGAUAAGAUAUUCAACAUUCUCCAGCAGCACAGACUGGAGCCCUACUACGAUAAAUUCCGCACAUUUGGUGUCAAAGAUGAGAGAGAUUUAGUUGAAGACAUAACUGGUGAAGAUCUAGUCAACAUGGGUUUUACUCAAAUAGAGAAGAAUAGAUUUGAAAAAAUGAAAGUUUUCAUCCAAAGACUCAGAGCGCCACAGCAAGCGAUGCCUGUACAAAAAUCAAUGGAGUCUUUCCAACUGCGGUACACAUACCCCCACUGUCCUGAGCUAAAAGAGAUCACAGACAUGGAUCCUGCUACCAACACCGUUGAAGACCUGAUGCUAAGGAUCUGCCACCAAGAGGGCAUUGAGAACUCUACAGCUGUGUGCCUCUACACCGUUGAUGGAAUGCCUCUAACUGAUGAUCCUUUCUUCAACACAUGGUCUUUGAAAGACAGGCACAUUGAAAAUGGAAGUGAGCUUUAUGCCAUGUUUACACCCAAGGAGAACUUGAAACAAGCCCCCCAAAUGCCACUGCAAGAGAUGACUGACAUGACAGGAGAGGAUGAUGUUCGAUGCCACAUCAUGCUCAAGGGAGACUAUGAGCUCAAGGUGAACUUGGAAAGUGACACAAUUAUGGAUUUGAGACAGAAGCUCUCUAAUGAAAGUGGAAUCCCAGCUCAUGUCCUCCAUUAUAAAGGUGAAAACCAUGUUGGAGACACAUUGAAAGACUGUGGAAUCAACGUGGAGUCAACAGUGCACUUUUCUUUAUCGUCUUUCCCCGAACACAAUCAAGAUCACUUCCAAGACACAUUAGCAAUCUUCCUUAAUGAUGUCGUUCCAUCAGUGCAACAAACCCAGAAAGGACUCAGUGUUUUCUUUUCUACACUUUAUGUCAUUAAAAGGAAACAUUCUGGAUGUUUUUUCAAGAAAGUGAUUGCAUACAUCCGAAAGCUCAGUGGAUGCAAUCCUCUGGCCCAAAGUCUGUAUCAGCUGUUGUGCAGAAAUGAGAUUGGAACAGGGACCCAGAAGAUUGCCAUUGUUGAAGGACUGUACAAUCUAUUCAGAGAGCUGCUGCCAAGUCAAAUAAAAAAAAGAGGCGAAAAGAUCAUUGAAGACCCUGACGUUUUUGAGAAUGCACCAGUUUGCUGGGCUCACCUGAUAUCUGAAGCUGAGGGAGAGAGUUCACAAUAUGAGAUCUAUGCACCAAUGGUUUUGACCUCUCAACCAGGUGAACGCUUCUGUGACCCAGUUCGUUUACCUGGUGUACCGGAAGUCUUUGAAAAACAGUAUGUUCUGCAGAAAAUUCAAGAUGGGGAAAAAAUAGCAAACUGCUCUGAUGAGAACCUGAGAGAAACGUCAAUGAGAAGAGCCACUGAUGUUGAGAAGAUUUUGCUCAGUCUGCCUCCGUUCAUCAAAACAUUCCCUGUUUGGAUUUCAUGUGAUUGUGUGACUAGUCAAAACUUUCAGAUAAAUCUGGAGAAGACUUUUGGCAACAUGAAUGAACAAUUGAAUGCAUACCCUCAUCUGAUGGUGACUCCACCAUUGCUGUUGAGGACUGUAGGGGUGGAGGGGCCACUUCUCGUUCUCUUGAAAGAAGAUAACCUUGGUGUUUACAUCAGUAAAGAAAAAACGGCUCCUCAGCUGAUUCAGGUUUUUGAUUGCUUAGCUGGGAAAUUCAUCACUGUGAAUGUGGACGAGUUGGCAAGUCAAAUGAGAGAUGUCAGAAGUGACCAGAUGUUCAUGACCAGCCGAACUCCAAAAGAGGCGAUAUUGGUGCUAGUGGAUUCAAGCUCCUCCAUGAAUGAGACAUGCUAUGAUUCCGAUGACAACAUGACACGGUUGGAUGCUGUUAAACAGCUCUUUGAUAACUUUGCAACUAGAAGCAUGGCUUAUGAUUUUCAUCAUGUCAUUGGCUUGGUGAAGUUUGAUUCAGUAGUCAACACUCUCCAUACAUUUACAGAGACUCUGGAGACCUUUAAGGAACACAUACACAAUCUACAAGCAACUGGAUGCACUGUGCUGUAUGACGCCUUGGAGCUUGGAAUGUCUGAGCUGGAAAAAGUUGGGAAGCGAUUUCCAGACUGCAGACUUCGCAUCAUAUGUCUCACAGAUGGGAAUGAUUAUGGAUCAGCAACAAAGCCAGUGGCUGUUACAACCAAAUUGAUGAGCUCUAACAUCAUUGUUGAUGCCAUCAUUGUCGGAAAGGUAGAGAACAAUGUGCUGCGUGGAAUCAGCAAUGCAACAGGAGGUUGUUGUUUCAAACCAAAGACGAGUAAAGCUGGUCUGAAGCUCUUUGAAAUGGAAACCGUUCUGUCUUUGGAGAUGAGGAAGCCGAAGCAGAAAAUCAACCCAUCCUUAAUUAAGAGUGAGAUCAGUCUAGUUGCUCUCUUUGCUAACCGUGGCUAUGAUGAGAAACCAGAGGUUGCUCUUCCAAGUGGAUUAAAUAAUAAAGUUACUGGGACAGAGAAUUCAUUGAAAAAGAAGAUCCAGGAAUCGAAGAGCAGCCGCUUUUUGGAGAAGGACAAACGUCUUCUGGAAGAGUUGAAGAGCCUGCACUGUGACCCACACCCAUUCUGCACUGUUCUGCCUUCAGAGUCAGACUUCACAUUUUGGAAGAUUCUCAUGCAAGGCCCCCCUGAAACACCUUAUGAGGAUGGAGUCUUUGAGCUGUACUGUCAGUUUGGAGCUGACUACCCAGUCAAACCUCCGCUUGUGCGCUUUGUCACACCUGUGUACCACUGCAAUGUAAACAGUGUGGGUCGUAUCUGCCACAACAUAUUUGACCGCAACUACAACGCUCACAUAACCAUGAGAGAGAUCUUGGAUGCUGUAUAUGGACUGCUCAUCGUUCCUGAACCCCAAGAUCCACUGGACAGUAUUUUGGCAGAGGAAUACCUGACCAGCAGAGACAAGUAUGAAGAAGAGGCCAAGAAAAACACAGAGGAAGUUGCAGGCAGAUCAUUGGAUGUCAUGGAGAAGAAUUUGCUGGGUGAAGAGUUGACUGAGAACUUUAUUCCUCAAUAUCUGAUUUGUCCACUUACCAACAAGAUUUUUGUUGAUCCAGUGAUAACCAAAUAUGGAACAAUCUAUGAGCGAAAGGCGAUUGAUAAGCAUCUGAAAAAGAAAUCGAUUGGGACUGAUCCAAAAACAAAUAAACAGCUUGGAGCAACUGACCUCAAGCCAUGCCCAGACAUGAAAAGAAUGGUCAAGGACCAUCGCAAAAAGCAAAUUCAGGAGACAAGUGUUUAAAACAAAAAGUAGGAGCCAAAAUGCGUCUUCCCGCUAUAUCCAUUGAAACACGUUAAUAAUGGUGAGGGAAGUGAUACCCAUUGGGUUAUUGAAGUAUGAUUCAAUUGAAAUGUGAUUGAUUGAUCUUUGUACUGACAUUUUCUAGAACGCCUUCAUUUUCUUGAGGGUUUGUAUCUACACACUUCAGGUGUAGCUAGCUAAGAUCUAUAUCCUUGGUAAUUUCUUGUUAAUGCUGCGACAUGUAACUCAGGGCUCUCCAAUUCUGUUUCUGGAAAGCUACUGUCCUGUAGGUUUUUGCUCCAACCCUAAUCUAGCGCACCUGAUUGUAAUAAUUAAAUGUUUGAUAAGCUGGACCAGGUUAGUUACAACUGAGGUUGGAGUGAAUACCUACAGGAGGGUAGCUCUCCGGGAACAGGUUUGGAGUUAACUUACAGGAGGGUUGGAGACCCCUGAAAUGUAAUUUUUUUCGGCGACCUGACCAAAUGCAAAUAAAAAUGUUAGUUAUAGAUUUGUCAUGCUCAUCGAAAGCAAGUCGAAGUGGUAGAUCUGUUCUAUCUGCGCUAGUUCUAUGCUUCCUGCUCUUAAGCUUAGUUUUUGCUGUUUUACUUUUGGUUUUGUACACCAGGUGAAAAUACAAUAUUUUUGGUUCUGGAAAAUAUAUUUCACAGCAGUUUAGAUGGUAUAAUGAAUCUCUACACAAUGACUGCUUGUUUUGUCUCAACCUGAAAUUAGGUCGAACUAUUAGCAACCGGGAAAUGGCAGAGCGAUUUCUGCAUAUUGCACAUUUAAACUGUUAUUAAUCAGUAUAAUUGUUUUAUGUUAAAGUUUGUUUUUUGUCACAGUUGUAGAUAAUCUGUUGUGAUAAUCUGAUAUCUAGGAGAUUCCCAAUCAUUUGAUAUAGUGAUGUGGUAUAUGCUGUUUAGCAAAUUCAAUGAAGUGUUAGAUAAAUCAAGGGUUUUCUCCAUUUUCAAUAUUAAUUGAUUAUUAAGUAUGCUUUUCUUAUAAGCCAGGGUAUGUACAUUUUGAUUGAUUGAUCAGUUAUCAAUUCCAUUAACAAUAUGCACUGCCAGGCAGUUGAAGUUGUAUGUCAACCUUGCCACUCAGUACCUUGACUAGGGCCUAGAUUCAAUCAGAUCAAGCAUUAACCGGCGAUAGCCCACACAGGGGAUGUUUUGGUGGUGUCAGAAGUGGAACUGCAUUGGAGCUGUCAUAUUGAUGUACAGAUGCUCUUGUGAUCAUUGCCACGAAGCCACACCCAUCUCACUAACUUUAGAAGUUCUGAAUGACAAAGUGUAGUUUAUAUAGAAAUAAUUAUGCUCAAAUAAAAAAUAAUGAAAAAUAAAUACUGAGGAUUUCUAUCAGCCUAAUAAACAAAGUGUAGAUUACAUCUCAACAAGACUGCAUGGGAUUUAUGUUAAUGUGACUCCGUGCAGCCUUUGGCAAUGUCCACUUUAUGUAUAAUGUUCCACCUUUGACACAAUCAAAACAUCAGCUAUGCGGAUACCGGCUCAGGCGGAUCUGAUUUAAUCAGGCCCUAAGGCUGCAACGGUUUAGUGCAAUGACUCAACCUUUUUUUGGUUACUGAACCCCAAUCACAUUUUGUUCUGCCCUCUUAUGCAACUGAGCAUCAGUCUUGUCUUCCUAAGUAUCCCCUGUAGAUAUAUAUGGCAUUGCCCCACAGGUUGAGAACCACUGGUGUAGUACGGCACUUAAGAUGAUUUGAUGUUUUUAAACAUUUUGCCGCUUGGUGGUGCUGUGUAGCAACUACAGUAUAUCAAUUCAUGGCUUUUAUCUGAGUUGCCUGUUAACACGUGGAACACUCAAUCACUCUUUGUUGUGGAGAAAAACUAUAAUGCAACUGAAGAGAUCAUUAAAGAAAUUACAAGUUCUUA
Molecule: messenger RNA, 5337 nt
Organism: Oncorhynchus masou masou (cherry salmon)
Lineage: Eukaryota; Metazoa; Chordata; Actinopteri; Salmoniformes; Salmonidae
Exons: 25
Coding region: 212-3445 (1077 amino acids)
Biological process (GO): protein K48-linked ubiquitination
Cellular component (GO): nucleus
Molecular function (GO): ubiquitin conjugating enzyme activity
Source: RefSeq, a predicted model, not a curated record